AUGGCUGCAAGUAAUACUUAUUCUGCAAAACCAUUGGUAGUAUCAAUAAAUAAUGAUUCAAACAAUAAUGCAAAUAAAAUAACAAAUGUUGACGAUGAUUUUGAUUGUAUCAGAAUCGAAAUUUCGGAUCUUGAUAAUAAUUGUUCAAAUUCAACAACAUUAAGUUUAAUGAGAUGUAAAACACAAAUACUUCAUCCAUUUCGAAAUUUACUUUGUUUAAUUGGUUGGAGACCAUUUGGUGCUGAUAGUUUGCGACGUUCAUCAAUUUUCAUUCGUAUUAUUAAUAUUAUUUAUCCAAUUCUUAUAUUACUAUUACUUCUAUUUAAUUAUACCUAUGAGAUUAUUAUUUGUCAAGGAAGACUUAAUGUUAAAACAGAUACACAAACAACAACAACAACAACAACGACGACGACAACAAGCAUUCUAACAACAAGUUCAAUUAAAAAUCAAUCAGAAGGAACUUGGGCAACAUUACACACUGGAAUAACUAUACCACAUACAACAAAUGCAAAUAUGACUUCAAUACACAACCAUAAUGAAUGUGGUCAUAUAUUUACUACUUAUAUAUUACCUGAUAUAUUGCAUUUUGUUGCUUUUAUUAUUGGUUUUAUUCAUUUUCGUGUUACUGAAGGUGAAGCUAUGUAUUCUCUAAUGGAAAAAGUUUUUAUUUAUGCUGAUGAAAAUGUACGUCUAUCUGGUACAAAUCGAGUUAUUCGACGAUUAAAAUUAUUUUUAUUAAUUGGAUGUAUAUGGGUGAU
Molecule: messenger RNA, 758 nt
Organism: Rotaria sordida
Lineage: Eukaryota; Metazoa; Rotifera; Eurotatoria; Philodinida; Philodinidae
Source: the annotation of a GenBank genome assembly